ACAACAGAGCGGAGAAUGGCAGGCCACUCUGAGGGACGACUGCAAAGAAAUCAUCACCCCACCAACCCAUAUUUUCAAGUGAGAGGUGGCUCACAUCACUUCCUUGUACCAUGCAGACAGCAAACGCAGAAGCACCUAAUCCAUGGCUCUGCUACAGUCAAGAAACCACAAUUCCAGAAACCACAAGUUCCCCCUAAACCUGCUCACCUCCAGGACAACGGAUACUUCUCUCUGCCUCCGUCCAGACCCCUUCCUGCUGCCCUCCUCCUGAAGCCAGAGAGGACAACUUGCAUUACCAGGUUGGCACAGGAGGAAGCAGAAUCAGUUCAGAGCAUUGGUGUGCUCAUCAAAAAGUUUGAGAGCUCCAGGGUGCUGAUCAAGGAAGUGUUCCGGGGAGACCAUCUUCACCUGCCACUCAGUAUGGACACUUCCCAAGAACUAUCUGGGGACACAAGCUCCAAGCAGCAGGCAUCCAGUGGCACCCCUGCUGAGGUAGAGCUUUCCAACUUUGGUUUGCUGAAAGUUGAAGAAAUAAGCACAGAUGAUCUGAAGAGAUCAGGAGACUCCUAUUCCACAUCCUGCAGCACAUCACGAACUGAAGCACCUUGUGAAAGCAGUGACAAUCAGGAGCAGAACAGCAGCAGCAAGAUACCCAACCGUGACAGUGGGAUCGACAGCCCCUCUUGCCAUACAGAUGGGGAACCCUUCAAUGAAGAUGAGAAGAGAGAGAAUGUCCCUGAUAAUGAGGUGAAGGAGGAAGAAGAAGAGAGAAAAGUCAUAACUGGCAAUGCCACCCCAGUAGAUAAUAAGAGAGACUCAACUCAAGAUGAAGAGGACAGUGACCUGGAUGAAGGCAGCAGUGAGGAACAUGAAGCUGCCGAUUCAUUGAAGGAAGAGCAGCUAGAGACACUCAAGUGUUCAGUGCCACAGAAGCUGUUCAACAUUGCCAGUGAGCUUUUGCAGACUGAAGAGGCCUACGUGAAGAGACUCAAUCUCUUGGACCAGGUCUUUUGCACAAAAUUAACAGAAGCUGGAAUUCAAACAGAUGUCAUCAAUGGCAUCUUUUCAAACAUCUCCUCAAUCUACCGGUUCCAUGAACAAUUCCUCCUUCCUGAACUGAAGACACGAAUCACAGCUGAGUGGAAUGAGAAUCCGCGAAUAGGUGACAUUCUCCAAAAGCUGGCUCCUUUCCUCAAAAUGUAUGGGGAAUAUGUGAAAAACUUUGACAGAGCUAUGGACCUAGUGAAUACUCACACACAACGGUCUUCACAGUUCAAAAGUGUUGUUCACAGCAUUCAGAAACAGGACGUGUGUGGUAACUUGACCUUGCAGCAUCAUAUGCUGGAGCCAGUGCAGCGCAUUCCUCGCUAUGAGCUACUCCUCAAGGACUACCUGAAGAAGCUGCCAGAGGACGCGGCAGACAGGAAGGAUGCAGAAAAGUCUCUGGAACUCAUUGCCACGGCAGCUAAUCAUUCCAAUGCAGCAAUUCGCAAGAUGGAAAAGAUGCACAGACUGUUGGAAGUGUAUGAAAGACUCGGUGGGGAGGAAGACAUUGUGAACCCUGCUAAUGAGCUCAUCAAGGAAGGCCACCUGCUGAAGCUGUCUGCCAAGAAUGGCAGCGCUCAGGACCGUUAUCUUUUUCUGUUCAACAACAUGCUGCUGUACUGCGUGCCAAAGCUACGACUGAGGGGUCAGAAAUUCAGUGUGAGAGACAAGAUUGACGUUGCAGGAAUGCAGGUGCAGGAGAACAUAAAGCACAAUCUACCACACACCUUCACCAUUGUGGGAAAGCAGCGCUCCCUUGAGCUACAAGCCAGAACUGAGGAAGAGAAGAAAGACUGGAUUCAGGAGAUCCAGUCCACCAUCGAGAAGCACAAGCAGAACAGUGAAACAUUUAAUAAGGCGUUCAGCACCUCCUUUUCCAGAGAUGAUGAGCACAUCCCAGAUUCCCCAAAUGUUUCAGGAAGUUUUUCAUUGGAGCCAGCAGAAGGAAGCAACGCUGUGGCAGGGGUGGACUCCUGGAGGAAACACUCGAGAAUAAAAAAGGAGAAAGAGAAACAAACAUGUAAAAGCUGCAAUGAGAGCUUCAACUCCAUCACAAAGCGGAGGCACCACUGCAAAGCCUGCAAUGCGGCGAUCUGUGCCAAGUGCUCAGAAUUCAUGCCUUUCCCGGAUGCCAGCCGGCAAAGCCGAGUAUGUAAAGACUGUUUUGCAUCACCAGUGGGGGUACCUCCUAGCCCAGGACCUGACGUAACAGUGGAGCAGCAGAAAAAGUUACUUGAGAAACAGGUCUCCUUGGCGGCUGACAACUGCCUAGUCUGUGGUCAUCUUCAGUUUAUGGAGGGAAAGGGAAAGAACUGGAGCAGAGUUUGGGUCGCCAUCACCAAAAAUGAGCCUCUUGUGAUGUACCUACAAUGGAGCAACCAGGAGAGCCGUAGCCCACGUCCCGUUCCACUCCCUGGCCUCAAGAUUGGCGUGUCAACAGAAAAGCACGAGGUGAAGAAUGUUUUCAGACUGAGCCACCCCCAUCAGACUCUGCUCUUCAGUGCGGACGAUGAGGCUGCCCAGAUGAGAUGGGUGGAGAUACUUUCUAAAUUGACCAAAGGGGAGAUAGAAGAGGAGGCCCCUGUUGACGGAGCAGAGGCCACGAUCAACUUAUAACAGGGAGCAGGGUGCGCCAUGUGGCGAGGACCCAGCCUACCCACAGUUGCCUUGUUCAUUUGUGAUACUCCUCAGUGUUGGAACUUCUUCGAGACUCUUUUUAGCACUUUUCCAAUAUCACAAGAAGGUAAAAAAAAUGAUGGAGGAGCUGGCGACUGGAUCCAUGGAGCAUUACUAACGCUGUGCUUAUCUCUCUCUUUAAUGUCCUUUCACCAGUAGCUUUCCUGUGUGUGCAGGGGUAGCACAAUACUUGGGAUGCCUCCCUAUCACACUUUCUCUUUGUCUUUCUGUGUUCUAUUUUCCCAGGUUUUUCCAUUUCAGUUGAUAGUAUUGCUUUGGUUUGGCAUAAGCCAUAUUUUUCCAGAGCUUUGUACCCUGGGGAACUGCCAGAUGAGUACAAAACCAAAUGGAGAAACAAUGACAUGGAUGUGAAGUGCCUCUCUCAUUUUGUCAGUCUGUCUGUCUGUCUGUCUGAGUAAUGAUAGUGUUCUGUCACUCACCCCAGUCCUUCUUCAUAAUGAUCUCCAAAGCCACCAGGGCAGCACCUGCAACAGUCACAUAGCCCCGUAAGGGUGACAGAAAGAGGGCGCAGCAGGCCUCAGGUUCAGGCCUUGCUCUGGCAGUGUCACCUUUGGACAUGUCAAUGGGAUUAUUGUUCAGUUCACAGCGGUAGUAUAGUCGGCAAGUCACUAGUCACCCAUGGUGGUCCUGCUGCACUGGUUUGAAUCUCUCCUUGUUGGUGUCUCACUUGAUUCUUUGAAUAAAUGCUGACCAGCUGUGGCCACUUGGGAUUUUUUAAA
Molecule: messenger RNA, 3461 nt
Organism: Erpetoichthys calabaricus (reedfish)
Lineage: Eukaryota; Metazoa; Chordata; Cladistia; Polypteriformes; Polypteridae
Gene: fgd
Product: faciogenital dysplasia
Exons: 19
Coding region: 16-2661 (881 amino acids)
Biological process (GO): cytoskeleton organization; filopodium assembly
Cellular component (GO): cytoplasm
Molecular function (GO): guanyl-nucleotide exchange factor activity; metal ion binding
Source: RefSeq, a predicted model, not a curated record